AUGGGCCGCUCCACCCCCAAGAACGCCCGCAAGCGUAACGGGAACAGCACACCGACUGCUGUUGAGGUCGACGACGACGGGUUCGAGAUCCCCCUCAUGCGUCCUUCAGAGAUCAUCGCCCAGGCCAACGCUCAAGCCAAGGCGACCUCAAGCAAGAAGAAGUAUACAAACUCGGUCCCCGACGCUGUUGAGCCCCUCGUCCAGCUCGGUCUCGAAGACUUGCGUGCUGCCGGCGUCAAGUUUACAGAGAUCGACGACGACGAGGUGGAAGGGCCCGAGGAGGUGGAAGUGGAUCCGGACAUGGAGGACCGCGACCUCGAGAUGGAGGCUUGGUGGGACGAGUUCUUCGACUCACUACUCCUUACGGUCCCCUUCUCGUUCCUCUAUCUCAUGCUUGACAUCCUCACCAAUCUUUCAUACCAGCGCAACCCAACCUACGGCUACUUUGCCAAGAACUUUGCCGUCUCGGCACCCACCAUCGGCGUUCUUGUCUUCUACAGCUCACGUCACGCCAACAACGAGCUCUGCCGCUUGAUUAUGAUCGUCGCCUCCGCACUGUCCGGCACCCGCUUGAUGUGGCUCGUCAACAAGGCGAGCUACACGACCGUCAUCGCACAGCUUUAA
This is a messenger RNA of Apiotrichum porosum, 624 nucleotides long. RefSeq lists its product as uncharacterized. The record is from RefSeq and is a predicted model, not a curated record. The transcript has 5 exons. The coding region runs from base 1 to 624 and encodes 207 amino acids. NCBI's taxonomy places the organism in Eukaryota, Fungi, Basidiomycota, Tremellomycetes, Trichosporonales, Trichosporonaceae.